UAUAAGAGUAAGUCGUUAAACCUGUGAUAAUGCAAUAAAUCGGCAUUCCUUAUGAUAUUCAUCAUGUCUGCUAUAUCCUACACUGAAGAUAGAUAUCAUGCGAUUUAGUUAUUUCUGCUUAACAGUCAAUAAAUUGUGGAUAUUUGAGCAAGUGAGGUGAUAUUUGAAAUUAUUUAUGUACUUCCAUUAGAAAAAUCAUUUUCUUUAUUGUAAGUGACAAUGUCAAACACAUCGAAUUUUCAGAAUGUGCCAUCUUCACAAGUUGUGGAUGAAUCAUCUGAUGCAAAUAAUAGUUCUCAACAUUCAAACAAUGAAACUGAUUCCGAAGAAUCGAGUUUGAAUGAAAUAAAAGAGACGACUAAAAAUAAAGAUUCAGUUUCAUUCUCUGGUGCUAGUCGCUUUGACUCUAAUAGUAAUAUUUCUUCUCGUAGGAGAAGGGAUGCAAAGUCAUCGAAUAUAAAUUCAGAUAAGGGAAACUAUGAAAGUGAAGAAAGCAAAAGUGCAUCUCAUAAAAAGGAUUCUGAUACAGAACUGAAAAUAAAAGUUAAAAAAGAAGUGCUUUCUGAUGAUCCUCAUUCCCCUAUGUCAGAUAUAAAUCCCCCAUCGUUUACAACUCGAUCGAAACAACGGAAGUUGGAAAGGCGAAAAUGUCAGCGUGCUCCUAGCAGUGCAAGUAGUGCUGUUGAUUCUGAUGCAAGAAAAACGAAAAGUGAACCAAUUUUGAUUACUAUUGAUUCAGAUAGUGAUGAUAAUGUUUCUGUUAUUUGUAGCCGGCCUAACAGAACAGCAAGAAUUAGAGGCGAAAUAUUUAGACAGCUUUCGAGAAUUAAUUGUCGUUCUGCAGCUAAAGUAACAAGCUACAAAGAUAGUGAUUCUUCAUCAUCUGAAAGUGGGAAAGUGAGAAGGAAACGUAAAAGCAAAGUGAAGGUUGCAAAAGUUUCAAGAGAUAAAAGAAGAAAAUAUUUGGUGAAACGUAUUACUAAUAAAAGCCAUUUAAAGUUAAGAAGCAACCACCCAAAAAAACAUAUAGCUCAGGUUUUUAGUCCUAAGAAAACUCAGCGUCUGAAAAUUAAGAAUCUUCGAAAACGAUUUGAAAAACAAAAAAAAGAAACUUCUGGUUUUAAAAGGCAGUAUCCACUAAAGAAAUCCUCACAGCAGGUUGCAAGUCCUGUCAAUAAGGUCAAAAGUAUUAAAAGUGAAUUUGUGUCAAAUGUUGUGGCUUCUACAUCAGGUAUAUCAAAGAGAAGAGCAAGUUCAAAAAGCAGCAGUAUUAAAGCAAGUGAACAUUCACCUGUCGAUGCUGAAGUUAACUCUGAUAAAAAGCAAACAAACACAAGCAUAGCAAUUAAUGAAGCAAGUAAAUCAAAUUCAUCAACUAUGGAAGAUCGUGAUAUUGAUUCAAAAUCAAAUAAGGAUUUGGAUGAAAAGGUAAAAAGUAAAAGUGAUUCACUUCCACAGAGUGUUGGGGCUCGAAAAAGGUCAACAAGCAAAGUUUGUAAUGUAAACGUGAGUGAUUCUAAAUUCUGUGAUGUUAAUGUAAGCGAUUCAAAACUUAGUACUGUAAAUGUGAGUGAUUCUAAGAUUUGCAAUAUAAAUAUGAAUGAUUCAAAUAAAUGUGAAACUGUAAAUGAAUCUACAAAAGCUGUAAAUAAAGCUGAUAAAGAUACAGAUAUAAAGGAUUCAGAUAAACGUUCUGCUGUAAUUGAUUCUGGUAAAGCUAAUGAACAUGGAGAAAAUAAAAUUGUUACUUUGUCAGAGAAAAUGGAUUCUGACCCAGUUGAUAAUUGCUCAAAAACUCAGAACUGCUCACGUAUAGAAAAUAAAAAUGUUGUGGAUAAUGAAAAGAAAGCAUUAAUUUCUUCUAAAGUCACAGCAGGUAUUAAGAAGAAAUUGAAACCUGUGGAUAAAAUAAUUCGUCGCCGAGGUAGACCUCGUCUUUGUGAUGCCAAACCUAAAGUUAUUCCUGUGCUAACUGAUAUAAAGAAGUAUCAGCCAUUCUUGCAAAGCACUUUCUGCUUUGAUAUUGCCCAGAGGCUUUCAAAAUGUCGUGAAUGCCGCAUUGCGCUUUAUAGGAACAAUCGUAGAAUGUUUAAUUCAUAUUGCCGCUUUAUGGAAUACAGAAAAUUAUGUUAUACUAAAAGUGGUGCGAUUUUGAUUGCUGGUUUUUCAGAACCAACUGAAGCUACCCAUGAACACUUGAAUCAGUGGUUGCCUCAGAUUCAUGAUCCUCCAAAGGAUCUGAAUAAUGAAACUGCAAAGUCACUCUUAGAACAUAUUGGAGAUCAGUUUUGUGAUCUCAUCGAACAAGAAAAAGAAGCAGUUUCGCUUCAUAUUGGGCAUAGUAAAACCUUAACUUGGAAAAGAAUUGUUCAAGGAGUAAGAGAAAUGUGCGAUGUAUGUUCAACCACUAUAUUUAAUAUCCAUUGGGUUUGUCCAAUUUGUGGUCUUGCCGUAUGUAUUGAUUGUUAUAAAGUCCGAAAGCAGGGUAUCAUUGUUGAAGACGAUGAAGAACAGCCAAAAGAUCGAGAUGAGUAUAAAUGGCUGUUGUGUACAAUGAAGCAACCACAUGAACAGGAAAAGCUACUCAUGGCACAAAUCAUACCUGGUAAUGCUUUAUGGACUAUGAGAGAGUUAUUACAUAAUGCAAGAAAGAAGUGGAAUAUACCAUCAUAUUGCAAAUGCAAUCCUCAAGCAAUAUCUGCUCCAGAUAAGCAUAUUUCUACAGGUAUUUGUAAACAGUUAAUGAGUUUUGUGUCAAAAGCGUUUCCAGCUGUUCGAACUCAUUUUAAUGCUGGUGGUGAAGCAAAUAAUGUUAAUAAUGAAAUUAAUUAUGAUGACUUAGAUGUUGAAGUUAAUGAUAUAGCUCUUAGAUGGUUAGAAGGAACUGACAUAAAUUCUGAUAGUUUGAAGCAGUCAGAUGAUAAUUUCCACAGUUAUGAAGAUUUUGCUAUUUUAAGAGGUGAUCUUCUACAGGAUUUUCCGAGAGAUGAAAGUGUGUCGGAAUCCGAGCAGGACUUUUCAAGUAUUUCUCUGGAUGAAAUAAUUGCAUGUGUUACAAAACCUCAGGGAAGUGAUGAGAAAGAGGGAUCUGAAAAAAGUGUUCUAAAGCAUUUCAGUCAACGAUACCCACAAGCAAAUAGUGGAAGAGAUCCUCUGCCUAUUCGUAUAUAUACUAAUAUAGAAAGCAACCUAGCAUUUUCCAAUGUACCACAUUCAUGGUUUUGUAAUGGUCGCCUUCUGUUUCUUCAUAAAGCUGAUCAUCCAGAUAAUUUAGCCUUGUUUCAAGAACAGUGGAAGAGAGGUCAGCCAAUAUUAGUUAAAGGGGUUGAAGAAGGAUUAGACAUGAGUCUUUGGCAUCCUGAUAGCUUCUGUAGAGAUUUUGGUGAAGUGAAGAAUGACUUAGUGGACUGCAGAACGGGUGCUGUAUUGAAAAAUUUGCCAAUGAAAAGAUUUUGGGAGGGCUUUGAAACAUUUAGCAAAAGAAUGAAAGACGAAAAUGGAGAAUAUAUGUUACUGAAAUUAAAAGAUUGGCCUCCAGGUGAAGAUUUUAGUGAAAAACUUCCAACAAGAUUUCAGGAUUUGAUGAAAGGAUUACCUUUACCAGAAUAUACCCAUCGUGAUGGUAUUUUGAACCUUGCUGGCAGAUUACCAUCUUGGUUUGUUCGACCUGAUCUUGGUCCUAAAAUGUACAAUGCAUAUGGAUCUGCUCUUUAUCCUACCAAAGGAACAACAAAUCUUCAUUUGGAUGUUAGUGAUGCUGUUAAUGUUAUGGUUUAUGUAGGCAUACCCUCUGAUGGAAAUUCUCAUCUGCACAUUCAAGAAGCCCUAAAAGCAAUUGACGAGGGUGGCUGUGAUUCACUGAUGAGACAUAGAGUUAGAGGUCGAUCUACAAAACCUGGUGCAUUGUGGCAUAUAUAUAAUGCUAGAGAUGCCGAUAAAAUUCGUGAAAUGUUGACCAAGGUUGCUAUUGAACGAGGGGAGAAGCUGGAAGCCCACCAUGACCCUAUCCAUGAUCAGAGUUGGUAUAUUGAUUCAGAAUUACGAAAACGUCUGUAUCGUGACUAUGGUGUGGAAGGUUAUGCCAUUGCUCAAUGCCUUGGAGAUGCAGUUUUCAUUCCUGCUGGAGCUCCUCAUCAAGUACGCAAUUUGCAUAGUUGUGUGAAAGUUGCUGAAGACUUUGUAUCUCCUGAAAACAUUGCCCAUUGUUUCAAAUUAACUCAGGAAUUCAGGAAUUUAUCUGACACACAUACAAAUCAUGAAGAUAAAUUACAAAUAAAAAAUAUUAUCUAUCAUGUUGUACGAGAUGCUCUUGCGCACUUACUUUCAAGUAAUCAGACAGUGAGUUGAGCCAUGGAAAGAUCUCGCUUAAAACUUUGAUGUCCAUUAUGAGGAGGAACUCAGAAAUGCUGCAAGUAUUGCAACUAUUAUGACAUAGCAUUUGAGUUUAUUUUCAUGCAAUGUUUCCUAAACUGUUCGAGAGUAUUGUCAAGAUACUGGUUCUCAAAAGUAAUGAAAAUAAGAUGUACCUUUUUGUUAUGUAUGUGCAUAUCUACUUAUAAAUGUAUAAGUGUGCACACAAAAUGGAGGAUUACAAACAGUGCUAAUGAAAUAAUUAGUCUGAAAUGUAUAGUACUUUAGUUUUGGAAACGUCGCAUUCAUGUAUUUGCACUUUAUUCAUGCCUGUUAGGAAAUAUGAAUUAUAAAAUGACCUAACGGUGGUCAACUUUCUGGUCAUCAGUUAGUAAAAUUGCUGAGGGUCAUUUAAUGUAUUUCAAAUCUUGUACAUAUUUGACAUUCUUUUAGAAAGUGUUUCAUAAUUUCUAAAAAUUGUUCUUAAAAUGUGUGUGUUAUAAUUAAGCUAUUAUUUGGGACAAUUUUGAUGUUUCUAUAAGAAAAUGUUCCAUGAUUUCCAAUAUGUCAUUACUAAAUUAUUAUUUGAGAAAACUUUGAUAUAUUUUUUAGGAAAUGUUCAUGAUUUCUAAAAAUUUUUCUUAACAUGUGCUUGCUCUGAAAAUUAAUCUUAAAGUAUAUGUUAUUGCUAAGCCGUUAUUUGGAAUAAAUAGAAUAAAUACUAGAGUAACAGAGUGAAAUUUUUUUUAUGAAUGUUGAAGGUAUUGCUUAAUAAAUAUUUAGAUUCUUUUGAAUUUUCUAUAAGUACUCAAAUUGUAUUCAUUAGAAAGAAAAUAGAAAAAUAAUGUUUUAAAUGUACGUACACGUUGUCUUGUCAUUGAAAAUGAAAAAUACAAAUGAAUUACAGAUGGGAAGAUUCUGUCUAAAAUAAGCAUUUAGUAUUUUUAUAAAUAACUGCAAUUUUUUGUCUCAUCUGAUAUUAAUGUACUUAAUAAUUUACUUUUUUUUUUUUUUUUGAACCAGUAGCAGCCGAGUAAUUAAAACCACUAAAUACUGGGAGUUUGAUCUUAGGUGAAUGAACCGGCUGCAUGCUAGGCUUUGGUUGGGUGGGGGUCCUCAUGCAUAAUGUGAAUACAAAUCAGUCUAUGUUAGAAAGUCCUCCACUAAAGCAUCCUUCUCCUUAGGUGCAUAACGAGCGUUGCCUCAUUCAAAUAACCUGUGUUUGGUUUUGCAUUAAAAUGUUAUCAUUAAAAUAAACAUUAUUAAAAACUUUUCAUAUAUUACAAGAAACUGUUAUUUUUAAAUCUACUUUUACUUCAUAGUGAAAUUGCUGUGUAAAUUAUCAGUGCUUUAAUAGCUUAUCUUCUAUUUUAGGAAAAAAAAUAAGUUGUUAAACAAAACCUUAUAAAUCUAUUAUUUUGUAUUUAUUAUUUAUGUAGUUAUUAGUCAUACUUAUUAGAAUUGAAAUCAACUCGCAAUCAUCAGCAUGGCAGACUUUAAAAACUUUGGAACUAAAUUGUUAGAAUCAAAAUACAAACUGCUUAAGAUUAUACAAAAAUAGAUUAUGCAUUAUCUGAUGUCAGCUAACAUAACCUAGAAUUUUCUUCCUUUUGAAUUAUCAAAACUCGUAAGAAAAUUGUUUUAAAAAUAUGUUUUAAAAUUGCAUAGGAAUGUUAAAUAUUUCUUAAAUAUGAAAUAGAUAUUUUUUCAAAACUUAAUCAUUUUAAA
This is a messenger RNA of Stegodyphus dumicola, 6078 nucleotides long. RefSeq names its product lysine-specific demethylase 3-like. Lineage: Eukaryota; Metazoa; Arthropoda; Arachnida; Araneae; Eresidae. The record is from RefSeq and is a predicted model, not a curated record. Gene Ontology annotation, cellular component: chromatin; histone deacetylase complex. Gene Ontology annotation, molecular function: histone H3K9 demethylase activity; chromatin DNA binding; transcription coregulator activity. Gene Ontology annotation, biological process: regulation of transcription by RNA polymerase II.